This is a messenger RNA of Danaus plexippus (monarch butterfly), 1690 nucleotides long. Its product is annotated as fructose-bisphosphate aldolase. The record is from RefSeq and is a predicted model, not a curated record. NCBI's taxonomy places the organism in Eukaryota, Metazoa, Arthropoda, Insecta, Lepidoptera, Nymphalidae. The transcript has 9 exons. Bases 153 to 1247 code for a protein of 364 amino acids. Gene Ontology annotation, cellular component: cytosol. Gene Ontology annotation, molecular function: fructose-bisphosphate aldolase activity. Gene Ontology annotation, biological process: glycolytic process; fructose 1,6-bisphosphate metabolic process.
UAUAUAACAUUGCUAGAAUAUAUUAUCAGACCUUCAAAUGACCUUUCGUUCGUGUCCUCUACUCGGUUAACAAAUUUGACAGUCGUAUUCGGUGCAGGUCUGGCUAUACAGUAGCUCCCUAUUCUUAUAAGAAAUAUUUUUUUAAAUCAACAAUGAGCACCUACUUCCAAUACCCCACCCCCGAGGUUCAGGAGGAGCUGAGGAAGAUCGCACAGGCGAUCGUCGCCCCCGGCAAGGGUAUCCUCGCCGCUGACGAGUCCACUGGUACUAUGGGCAAGCGUCUGCAGGACAUCGGUGUAGAGAAUACUGAGGAGAACCGCCGCAAGUACCGCCAGCUCCUCUUCAGCAGUGACCCGGCGCUAUCGGAGAACAUCUCCGGCGUGAUUCUGUUCCACGAGACGCUGUACCAGAAGGCUGAUGACGGAACGCCCCUGGUGUCCUUGUUGGAGAAGCGAGGCAUCAUCCCCGGGAUCAAGGUCGACAAGGGUGUGGUGCCACUGUUCGGUUCAGAGGACGAGUGCACUACACAGGGUUUGGAUGAUCUCGCCCAGCGCUGUGCUCAAUACAAGAAGGAUGGCUGUCACUUCGCCAAGUGGCGUUGCGUCCUUAAGAUCGGCCGAUUCACCCCAUCCUAUCAGGCCAUUAUGGAGAACGCUAACGUAUUAGCUCGUUAUGCUUCCAUCUGCCAGAGCCAGCGCAUCGUACCAAUCGUUGAACCCGAAGUACUCCCUGAUGGUGAGCACGACCUUGACCGCGCUCAGAAGGUGACUGAGGUGGUGCUGGCGGCCGUGUACAAGGCGCUCAGCGACCACCACGUGUACCUUGAAGGAACUCUACUGAAACCAAACAUGGUGACAGCUGGUCAGUCCUGCAAGAAGACUUACACUCCAAUGGACAUCGGCCGCGCCACCGUUACAGCUCUGUUGAGAACCGUACCAGCUGCAGUUCCCGGAGUGACUUUCCUUUCCGGCGGUCAGUCUGAGGAGGAGGCGUCUGUCAAUCUGAACGCCAUCAACACUGUGGACCUGAAGCGGCCUUGGGCCUUGACCUUCAGCUACGGCCGGGCCCUUCAGGCCUCUGUACUGCGCGCUUGGGCCGGCAAGAACGAGAACCUACUCGCCGGACAGCAGGAACUCCUGAAACGUGCUAAGGCAAACGGUCAAGCCAGCCAGGGCAAAUACGUCGCUGGAUCCGUAACAGGUGUGGGCGCUGAGGCCGGUCUCUUUGUAGCUAACCACGCGUAUUAAAAAACGCAAAAAAAAAAAACAAAAAACGCAUAAAACAUAUAUGUAUCAAGUAAUUUCAGUAGCUGUUAGCUAAAUUCUUUGAUUUACUAUUAGUGGAUUUUAAUGAUAAUUUGAAUUUUCAUUCUCUGCUAGUUAGCUCUUGCGUUGACAGAUCGUCUAGAUUGUCGUAAUUUUGUAGUUAACUAAAAAUUUUUGGUAGCGUCUUUUUACAAAUUAUAUACACUGUGGUCGUUUUUUCUAUUCUUGUAAUUUUUAUUAUAAAAUGACUAUAGACAAACCAGUAAAUGAACACGUUUAAUAUAAAUAAGAUUAACUAUUUUAUAUUUUAAUAAAUGUAUCAAAGUUUUUUGAAAUUGAAAUUAUAUAUAAUUUAUUUAAUGAUUUUAUUUUAGUCUUAAAUUGUAUUUUGGUAUUUUAAGAUUAAACAUUAUGUAACCGACGAA